UUCGUUCAAGAUGAAUGCUUUGAAAAGAUAUUUGAUUUUUGGACAAAUUUUCGUACUUUAUAUCCAAUUUAGCAUUGGAUGUGGUGGCCGACAUUCUGACGAUAAACUUCGGAAAAAGGUUGAACCAAUCGAGAAAUGGCUUAAAGGAGAUCAUCCCAAGAAUUCUGACGUAACAAAAAGCAUUGAAAAGUCUUUGAAGUAUUUGGAGAAAAAAUGCGGAAAAGAAGUUGCUUCGUGUACAAAUGACGCUGCGUUCGUUUACAAUGCUUACUUUGAGUUGGAAACAAAUGAAAUGGCAUCGAGCAUUGCGGACACCAAUUUUAAGAAAUUGGCCAAAAUAAUCUCACCCGAAAUGGCUUUUCGUGGUUAUCUCAAUAGCUUAACAAAUGACAUCGCACUUGUCGAUAUUCAUAAUGAAAAAAUCGAUUUGGAGAUUGAGAUUAACUUGAUGCUCAGCAUAUCAACGGCACGACAACUAGACGAAAAAAUUCGGUCAAAGUAUUUAGUUCAUAUCAUGAGAUUUGUUGUGAAUGCAUUUGCUAAAAAUCGUAUUCAAUUCAAAAAUAUAAGAAGAGAAUUCGAAAAGUUUAUGAAACAUAACAAUAUUCCAACACGACUUAAUGACACGAUGAAUUAUCUUUCGCCGUCGUUUACGCGAUUCCCCAAAGAUGUUCGUGCUGAGAAAAACACUCUGACAACUGACCACAACCUCGAAUAUUAUGAGAAUAUCAUGUUUGUUAUCACUGGUUUUGCAUUCAUAGGAAACAAAGACAUCGCACCGAAUUACACACCAGACCUUAUCAAUACGGAAAAUGUUACGAAAUUGUUUUUAAUCAUUUUACAUGCUUACAUUUUAUAUGGCACUCAUAUGAAUCUUAUGAUGUUCGAUGCUUUUUCGGCGGUGCUGAGAAACUAUCAACAUCACGAGAACAAUCUUCACUCCAAACUAAAUCUUUUUGAUUCUGCACUUUUGCUACAAAAAUUUGGCAAUCGAUUUGCUUUAAAUGGAUUUGAAAGAAAAUUAGACACGUACAAAUAUGAAAAAAAUUUGUGUACACUGUUUUUAAAAGGUCAUCUAAAAAUGAAUUCAAUGAAUGAAAUUAUGGCUUCGAAAUUUUACAAAGACUAUCGAUUGGCCUUAAACGAUUUACGGAAUGCUAUAUCUGCCAUAGAAACAAGAUACGAAGUUGAAAAAACCAAAUUUCAUAUACUACAAAACGUUGAAUUCGUCGCCAAAGCCAAUCGCGAGUAUUUGGAGAAUCAAAUCAAUAUUUUAAAAUCAAUUGCUGGUCGAUUGAAAAGAACAGAUACAAAAGUGGCACUGAUUGAAAUUGAUUGGCAAUUGAAGAAAGUUCACAAUGUGCUUAUGGAGAUGAAUGUCGAAGAUCUAACUUGGCUCGAUUAUGUUGACGUAAUGAAAUUCUAUUUACUAUUGACAGUGCCGCCAUCCUCCUAUGGUGGAUGUAUUAAUAAUGCACCCGAUAAUAAAAUAAUGAACACUUAUAAAGAUGAAGUAAUCCAGAAAUGGCCAAAGUUCAACCAAUUGAUGAAUGAAGCUUUAGAUAAAGCCAAUCAGAAUGCAAAUGGAGUGUAUAAUGUGAUUUUUAAUCCAAAGCAAAUUAGCGUGACUAAUGUGGAUUGGUUGGUAUUUGAAAAUGCAUUUAACACCCGAGAAGGUUCAAUAGAGAAUAAUAUGCUCAUAUUUUUACUCGCACAUAUUUAUCCCACACAAAUCAAUAGUUUGAUCAGAAAAAUGGUCGAUACUGCAAGAAUGUCAAAGGGUACAUUCGUACUUGAACAAGUUCUGAAAGCAGCUAUCUUAUGCUCAAAAACACCAGCACUAGACGAAAAACUAAUUACCGACAUUGCAAAUUUCUACACCGAAUUUAUGGUCUACUAUCAUGUAACUUUAGAGUCUGAUUUGGAUACAAAAGUGAUAGAUAAUUUAUUUAGUGAAUUUUAUAUUGAACACCAACACGUUAUCCGUUCCAAACAAUUGAAAUUCUAUCUUGAGCAUCCCGAUUAUAUCGAUUAUAAGCCAAUAAUCUUCGUUAGCCACAAAAAUCGCAUUGACAUGUGCAAUCGUUUAAUGGAAAAAAUCGAAAAAAACCUUGGCCGACCGGGAAAUUAUUUCAAUCGAAUCAAUACUGUUCUCUUGAAGUUGGUUUUAAUGAUUCGAAAUCGUGUGCCAGACGUUAUAACGUCAAAUGAAAUGAAGCAUAUUAUGAAAGUUUAUUUGGAUCUUCAUCAACUUGAUAAUGCAUUCGAUUGGAAUGACGAAAGUUUUGAUAUAGUUUUUCAAAACUUUCACAUGAAAUUCAAACAACAUAUCGCUCUAUCAUUGGAAGAUGAACAAAAUAUGCGUAAAAUUGAGACACUUGGAAAUGCAUCCGAUUGUAUAUUUGUAAAUUUUCUAGAGAAGAUCUUCUUGCUUUAUUUGAUGAGCGUAAAUAGUCGCAGUGUUAACCGAAGUGCUGUCAGGAAUGAUGUUAAAAAUAUUUUAAAGUUGCGACAAGCACUAAUCAAGCGAAAAUAUCUGAGUCUAGUGGUUCAAAAGUCGCAACAGACAUUUUUCGAAAUUCACGCUGUUGAAAUUGGCGAAGUGAUGAAAAUUAAUGGUAUCAAUAACACAAUUUAUCCUGAUGCGAAUCCAGUUGUGGGCUUUACUACAGAGUUAGCCCAAUUGAUGGUCAAUUCCGUGGCAUAUCAGGAUAGGGACAGGGUUCAGAUCGAAAAUGCAAACUCUAUAAAAUUGACGUACUCAUUGCUGAAAAUUAUUUAUACAAGCCUUUUGGCUGGAAAUGAUCAAAUCAAACUUUUCGACAGCACCAACGCAAAUGGCAUGCAAUCAAGAGUUCAAACAGCAAUAAGAAGCACUUUGGGAGCCGGAGAUUAUAUUCUAACAAGAAAAUGGCCGAUGCAAAAACAUGAAUCAAUUGAACAUUCAAUGAAGUCAUAUGUCCUUGAAUUUGCUAAACAAUUCAAAAUUUAAAGCACUUAACAUAAUAUUUGUUAAGAAUUCCAAUUAUUCAACAGAAGAAAAAAUUAAAUGAAAUAAACGAAUUCGAAAUUGUACUAGGGGGAGAUUGCGUGCAUAUAGUCGUGAUUUAUUGACAAAUAUUUGCGACACAUUGGUUUAUAUUCGUAUACGAAUAUGAACCACUUUUUUCAAAUAUGCCACCAAUAUAUUCCACUAUAUUAUAUAAAAUACUCUUGUAAAUACUAGAGUACAAGUACUUGCUAGAGUACAAAUGGUAAAAUACAAUAUAUACUGAAAAGAAAAUGUUUCAAUGAAAAACCGAAAAAAUGGUUUUUUCUUGAUUUGUAUAAUUAAAAAAAAAUGUUUUAUUUU
This is a messenger RNA of Contarinia nasturtii (swede midge), 3352 nucleotides long. RefSeq lists its product as uncharacterized. Bases 11 to 2992 code for a protein of 993 amino acids. NCBI's taxonomy places the organism in Eukaryota, Metazoa, Arthropoda, Insecta, Diptera, Cecidomyiidae. The record is from RefSeq and is a predicted model, not a curated record. The transcript is spliced from 19 exons.